Molecule: messenger RNA, 5023 nt
Organism: Aquila chrysaetos chrysaetos
Lineage: Eukaryota; Metazoa; Chordata; Aves; Accipitriformes; Accipitridae
Gene: HNRNPLL
Product: heterogeneous nuclear ribonucleoprotein L like
Exons: 13
Coding region: 141-1781 (546 amino acids)
Biological process (GO): regulation of RNA splicing; mRNA processing
Cellular component (GO): nucleus
Molecular function (GO): mRNA binding
Source: RefSeq, a predicted model, not a curated record
UCCCGGCGCGGGGAGGGGCGCGUGCGGGGGAGCGGAGCGCAGAGCAUCUUUCGGGCUCGCCGCCGCCGCGCUCCGUCCCCGCUCUCCUGUCGCCUCCCCCCGCCGGUAGCCGGGCCGUUCCCUCCUUCCCUCCCUCGACCAUGUCGUCGCCGUCGUCCGGAGAGCGGUACGAGGAAGAGGAGGAGGAGGAGGAGGAGGACGGCGCCUACGAGAGCCAGGCCAAGCGGCUGAAGCCCAGCGCCGCUGCCGAGGAAGGCGAGAUCGAGUACAGCGGCGCGGAGGAGAGCGAGAGCCGGCGGGACAAGCCGGCCCCGCCGCGCGGCGGGGGCUUCUCGGGCGGGGAUGCUGGGGGAAGUCAUCACAAAGUCUCUGUUUCUCCUGUCGUCCAUGUCCGAGGGCUGUGUGAAUCAGUUGUGGAAGCAGAUCUUGUGGAAGCUCUUGAAAAGUUUGGAACCAUAUGCUAUGUCAUGAUGAUGCCAUUUAAGCGCCAGGCUCUGGUGGAGUUUGAAAACGUAGAAAGUGCAAAGAAAUGUGUAACGUUUGCAGCAGAUGAACCUGUAUACAUUGCUGGACAGCAAGCCUUUUUCAACUACUCAACAAGUAAGAGGAUUACUCGGCCAGGGAACACUGAUGACCCAUCUGGUGGAAAUAAAGUUCUCCUGUUGUCAAUUCAGAAUCCUCUCUACCCAAUUACAGUGGAUGUCUUGUAUACCGUGUGCAACCCUGUUGGAAAAGUUCAGCGCAUUGUUAUAUUCAAGAGAAAUGGAAUACAAGCUAUGGUUGAGUUUGAAUCAGUGUUUUGUGCCCAGAAGGCGAAGGCUGCACUCAAUGGAGCAGAUAUCUAUGCAGGAUGCUGCACACUAAAAAUUGAAUAUGCAAGGCCAACUCGACUUAAUGUCAUUAGAAACGACAACGAUAGUUGGGACUACACUAAGCCGUAUCUGGGCCGACGAGACAGAGGGAAGGGUCGCCAGAGGCAAGCUAUUUUGGGAGAGCACCCAUCAUCAUUUAGACAUGAUGGUUAUGGGUCACACGGUCCUUUGUUGCCAUUGCCAAGCCGGUACCGAAUGGGAUCUCGGGACACUCCAGAACUUGUUGCUUAUCCGUUGCCCCAGGCAUCCUCUUCUUAUAUGCAUGGUGGAAAUCCUUCUGGGUCAGUUGUCAUGGUUAGUGGGUUGCAUCAGCUAAAGAUGAACUGUUCAAGGGUCUUCAACCUGUUCUGCUUGUAUGGAAACAUUGAGAAGGUGAAAUUUAUGAAGACUAUUCCAGGCACAGCACUGGUUGAAAUGGGUGAUGAGUAUGCUGUGGAAAGAGCUGUUACACAUCUCAACAAUGUCAAGUUAUUUGGAAAGAGACUUAAUGUCUGUGUUUCCAAGCAGCAUUCAGUAGUUCCAAGCCAGAUAUUUGAACUGGAGGAUGGCACGAGUAGUUACAAGGAUUUUGCAAUGAGUAAGAAUAAUCGUUUCACCAGUGCUGGCCAAGCAUCUAAGAACAUCAUCCAACCACCCUCUUGUGUGCUGCAUUAUUAUAAUGUUCCCCUGUGUGUAACUGAAGAAACAUUUGUAAAGUUAUGUGAGGAUCAUGAAGUUCUCAGCUUUAUUAAAUACAAAGUGUUUGAUCCAAAACCUUCUGCCAAAACACUGUCUGGUCUGUUGGAAUGGGAAUGUAAGACAGAUGCAGUGGAAGCUCUCACUGUACUUAAUCACUACCAGAUAAGAGUCCCAAAUGGCUCCAACCCUUAUACCUUGAAGCUUUGCUUCUCUACGUCAUCCCAUUUAUAGAGAAGAGGACAGCAUGUUAAGAGCUCCAUUCAUCUUGAUUUGCAAGUUUAAAACUACACUUCGUUCACAAAGCUCUAAAGUGGUUGUUCUAAUGUUGCCUUGUUUCAACUUAAUUCUAAUAUCUUUUAUCUUGUUUUAUAAUAAAUGGAUGUUCCUUCAUAAAUACAAAACAGAUUUUUUUCUUUUUGCCUCUGAGAAGUACAUGUUGUAAGCUUACUACAAAGUUUGUAUUUUGUUAGUGUAGUAUCUUCAAAUGUCUAAAGAAGCACCAGUAGUAUAAACAAGAUUUUCUUCCAAAAAUGAAAUAUAUUUGCAUUUUCGAUAAUGUUAAAGAUUAGCAAGUAUUUUUCCAUUUGUAGUCUUAAUUGGCAGAUAGAACUAUUACAUCAGAAUUUUAAAUGUAGAACUUGUUUUUCAGUAUCUUCAGUAGUGAAGUAUGUUGCAAUACUAAAAAGCUUGUGUUUAUAAAAUGCUUUAAUCAGGUUAAUGUUGCACAUACCGAAUUUUUAGUAGUAUAGACUUGACUUAUAGUUCAAACAAAGCUAAUGUAGAAAAUUAAGUAUGUACACGUGUAUGGUGUGAAUUCAUACUUAUUUAAAGUGUGGGUUUUGUUUUGUUUUUUUUUAAAUAUUUUCCAUUUGCAUUAGCAUGAUGCCAUCUAUAGUUAGUCCCACCGUAGGGGCCUUUUAAAAAUUAAAAUUGCAAGCCUGUAUCAAUGUGUUCAUCCUCAUUUUCCAUAAUUUAAACUUAAAUCUUUGGUGUUUAACAUGUCCUCUUGGCGCUUUUUUUUUUUUUUAGAUAGUGGUUAUGACAUACUAAAUGGUAAAAGUUGGAUAUGUGAAAAGAUCGAUCACAAUAGAAACCAAGGUGGUAAAAAUAGUUAAAACAAAAAGCAAGCCCCACCAUACUCUCUCAUACCUAGACAGUUAAUUUGAUGUUUUCUUUUGUCUGAUUUAUCUUCCAUAUGUUAUGACCAUGAAACAACUCAUAGGGUGAAUAGACUUGGCUAGCCUCUCACUUAAACUGAGGUAAUCUAGGUGGGAUUCAGAUAAUGUAACUAAUUACAUGAUAAGAAAUUAAUGAGGCAAGAAAUCUUUCUCUUUGGGGAAGAUGAUUUCUUCUGUCCUAGUACUUUGAAACCUCUGUUCUCUCUUCUGGAACUGGAGUUGCAUCUUACUUGGGCUAAACCCCCAGAAAUGGGAAUCCAAGCAGGGAAGUCUGGGAGCUGUUGUCCUCGGCUCUGUGUUUGUUCCCCUUUCUGAAUUUGCAGCAAAGUGUUUAGGGCUUCUUUUAGUUCUGCUCUUAGUGAUCAGAGAGAAGUUACUUUAUCAGAUAUUUUAUGUUUUAUCAUACAAGUUUUGUUCUGUCUGUGGAUUUUAUCCAUAUCCAUCCUUUAUGGAAGAUUAUUUGUGCAGUAUGCUUGUCCUUGAGAGAUUAUGUUGCAGUACAUUUACAGACUGUGGGCAUUGCACAUGUCUUUAAAUACAGACCGGAUUUUCCCCGUUUUUAACUUCAAGGCAAAUACACCUUAUCAUACAAGGGAAAAUGUGUCAGCUGUCCUUCAGGUUUUCUCAUCAAUAAUGAUUUAUUUUUGCCCAUCUACCUCCAUUUUGUUCAUGCUUCAGGUAAUGAGUAUUUCAGGUAUUCAAAUCAGGCUUCUAAUAUGUCUGAACUGGGAACUGAAGGACAGCUGCUCUUUGGCACCUCUUUCUGAAUAGGGUUUGGAAUAAUACUAGCCUCCUGUCUGGUAGGUGGCAAACUGACUUGCGUUUUAGGGGCGCUGCUAAUACUCUUUCAGCCUCAGUGCUUUUCCCCCAGAAAUUGCUUCCAGAGAGCUCCAGUGUAGAAGGCGAUGUCCCAUAUCUUGCUACUUGCCAACAGAAUGCUGGGUACUACUGAAAAGUUCUGUGCUGCCUAGUGUUUUAACUGUAAAAGGUCUCUCCCAAUCAUUCAUUUCUCUUCCAUCAACCUGAAUGUUCUGUUGAAACCUGUUUCUUCUGUCAUAACUUGCAUUGCUAUUUGUAUUAAUGUAGUUUCAGAAGUCAAGUUGUUUGUAGUUGAGCAUUAAAAAUAGUAUGUUACCUGUUGCUCCAGUUUGGGAUGUAGGAUUAAAGCAUUCAGGUGUUUUGGUUUUUAAAAAAAAAAAAAAAAAAGUGCUUUAAUGUUUCAGUGUCCUCAGUGGAUCACAGCAUUCAGUGCCUAAGAUGUUCAGGUGAAAGGCAUCUUUCCUGUGGCUACCCAGAUAAAACAGAGGACAAACUAGUUCCAGGUGUAUCUGAGAGGACUAGAUACCAGCUGGAAGUCCCAAAUGCAACAUGAGUAGCCUGUGCCAUGUGGGGAAGAAAAGAGGGGAGACUGAAAAAUUGUUCAAGCUUCUUUCUCCUUAUAACAAUCAUCUUAUUCACGUAAAAGCUGAGAACAGGAAGGAUUCCAUGUUGGUGUUUUGCUGUAAAAAGAGAAUAAUGUCUUCUCUUGGGAUUACAAGGAUGGAUGCUUGUCCUCAGGGAGGAAUGAGGUUGGUCUCCUUCCACAAAUGAGGUCUGUGUUCACCCAUAAUCUUGCUCUUUAGAAUAGAGUCAAAACAGUGGGGCAGGUGAAGAGUUAGUUGCUCUGAGGGGAGUGAAGUUUGUCUAUCAUUUGGCAGUGGUAUUACUAUACUUGUUAGAUUGAAAUUAAACCAUUAAGGUCUCUCAAUGCAGUUUUUUCUCUCUUUUGCAUAAGCCAUACAAGCAAAAUAGUGAAUAUUGCUGUGCACAUUCCCUGCUUGUAAGCAGCUGGCAUUCACACUGUAGUAUCUUCGUGUCUGUUCCACUGUUUGGAGUUUUUUGGUUUUUUGGGUUGUUUUUUUGGUUUUGGUUGUUUGGUUUUUUUAAGUUUAUUUUUUCUAAUUGAUCACCUUUCAUUGGAGGUAAACGAUAUAUUGAGGUGGAGAUCUGUUUGUCUUCUCUCAUGAUACUCUAACCCUUGUUUAUGUUUAUUUUUCCUUAUAUGCAAGAAGUGGGAAUAGUUGCUUUUUGACUUUCUGUACCACCACAACAAGAUAAGAGUGUAUCGCUAGGGUGCUAAAAGAUUUUAAAGAAACCAUUCAGGAAGUAUUUGGGUGUCCUGCUUUAUGAAAGGAAUGAUACAACUUAAUGUGGUGUCACUAAGUCUGUCUUUUAGUAAGGGAUAAUGUUUGGGGUAAGCUGGCUUGUAACUGGCUGAAACCCUCUUUGUUGUAAUUAAAUGCAACUUGCUCCUUU